AGUAUACAUAUCCAAGAAGAAUAAGAUGGCCACCACCAUGAAAUUCGUCUCUUUUGCUAUGCUGCUUGCACUUAUUUUCUCUGAUCUGCUUUUACGGAAAGUAAUUCGUUGUGCUGCAAUACUCAUCCAAAAUUCGGAAAAUGCAAUACAGCUCAAGAUGAAGUCAGAUGCAACAAUUGGUGUCUUAAAGGUUGUGAUAAUGGCAAAGGUGGUUUCUGCAAGCAUCUUCAUCAUGGAAGACAAUGCCAUUGUUUCUGUUAAU
Messenger RNA from Thlaspi arvense, 262 nucleotides. NCBI's taxonomy places the organism in Eukaryota, Viridiplantae, Streptophyta, Magnoliopsida, Brassicales, Brassicaceae. The record is from the annotation of a GenBank genome assembly.